AUGGCCACACCACGGCGGAGGGCGCCUCGCCUCUUCACUGGCGCCGUCUUCACAGAGGAGGUUAGUCAUGGUCUUCUUACCUUUGCGCGUCGUCAUGGUCUCACGAGUGAUGUGUGGGUGCCGAAAAGGCUGGUGGAAAAGAUGAAGUUGGGUGUGGCGCUUUUGCCAAAUGCGAUUCUCUGCGACGUGUCACUGAUGCCGGGCUGCGGGGCCACCGACGUGAAAGGCAUUGGAUUUGAAAGUGUUUUGGUCAACGCCGCCCACACGACGGAUGCCGCAUUUUUUGAGAACUAUCAGAGGGGUAUCAAAAGCGGUGUGGGUAGGGCACUGCCACUGACGCAAACCGGAGCCCCAAAGCGUGAGCUUCACGUUGCUUCGAUUGUCCUUGACGGGAGCCGGCAGAGGUUUAAAAGCCCUUAUUGGCUGCGGCAUUGGAAGAAAAAUCGCCAGUGGGUGAACGCCGAGGAAACCCCAUUUCCGGGCCGAUACAAUCCUACAGACUGUACUUCAUAUGUACCUCACACAUUCACAAACCAGCUGUUUCCCCUUGCGGUGGCUCAGUUGAUGCGGCGAAAGGCGUCUCGCCAUGGAUACAUCUCCCGCACAUGGUUAACAGCGAGCGAAGGCGAAGCGCACGGGACUCGCAUUGACGCCAACCGCAUGAGGGACGGCCCACCAAUAUUUGUGUCACAUUUUUCCGGGCACGGACAGGUGCAGGCUGUGGAGUACUUCUGCAGCGACCAAUUUGAGGAUUUCACCGUGUUUCCCACCCAGAGGGAAAUUGAUUUGGCGGCAAGUGGAGUUUUUGUGGGGGCAGAAAAGAUGCGCGGAUACCCCCUGCUGGCUUCCCUCGCGGCGGAAUCCGCCGCAGCCGUUAGGCAUCAGCGCAUGGCGGAGGAGAUGGCAAAGCUGUCCGAUCCUGUGCUGUUCGGCGCUACGCCCGGCCUCACAGCUUGCCUGCUAGGCUCCGAGUUCAAGGAGUCGCUCCGGAAGUUUUCCCUGCUUCGGGGGUUUUCACAUCCCUACUUCCUACUUCACACCCCGCAAACCGCUAAACUCUUGCGGCUGAAGCCGCAGGAGCAGGGUAUAGUGUGCAAUUUGACUCUGUUUUUCAAGGUGCCUUUUUCCCAGGCGAAGUGUCUCUGCUUUUUUAACAUGGAACAGUUCGAGGAACCGGCCGUGGUGGAGGAAAUGAUCAUGAGGACUCCAACCUUUUUCUUCAUUCAGAUCCCGCUCUCCGGGGUAGCGUUGGUGGAGUGCGCACGGGCACAGUGCGCAAAUCGGGUGUAUUCUCAAAUGUGGGUCCCAGCCCGUGCUCUGGAUUACCUUGCCGGCGUCUGGGAGCUUUCCCCAACUGCAGUAUCUGUGCCAAGCGAUGAGGCGUCGCUUGCGUUCUGUCCCAAGAUGUACAACACCUCGGAUAUGCGUAUUCCUUCCGAGGCAUUGACAUGGUGGCCGAGCUACCGCCCUCAUGACCUGCAAGGCACUUUGUAUUUGGGCGAGGUUAAAAUGCUGCUAUCGUUGCGUGCAUGGGAGGAGGGCUACACCUCCCCCUUGUGGGUCACACAGGCAGUGCUGACCCGUUUGGGAAUGAGGCGAAGACGUCAGACGCGCCGCAAGCGUUUUCUCACAGGAAAGCCAUUCGAGAAGCCUCCCAGUGUGCUGGUGGGCGAGGAUGAGUACAUCAACGUGGAAGCGGUUCAGAGUCCUGACGGUCUUCUCGCAAGGUUGUCUAGUGCAGGCAGCGAGAGUAACAUGUUGCCGAAAGGCGUUUAG
Messenger RNA from Trypanosoma conorhini, 1776 nucleotides. RefSeq lists its product as uncharacterized. The coding region runs from base 1 to 1776 and encodes 591 amino acids. The transcript has a single exon. The record is from RefSeq and is a predicted model, not a curated record. NCBI's taxonomy places the organism in Eukaryota, Euglenozoa, Kinetoplastea, Trypanosomatida, Trypanosomatidae.